AUGGGUAUCCUACUCAAACAGCCCGCGGGGACCGCGGGAAAGGCGUGGCCUGCCAUUCUGAUCAGCGGCUUCGUCGCGUUUGGAGGUAUUCUAUUCGGAUAUGAUACAGGCACUAUCAGCGGCAUCAUUGCCAUGCCGUACUGGGAGAGGACUUUCUCUACAGGCUACCGAGACUCCACUGGCAGUCUGACCAUUACCUCCAGUCAGUCUUCGGCCAUAGUCUCCAUUCUCUCUGCCGGCACCUUCUUUGGCGCACUGGGUGCUGCCCCCAUGGGAGAUCUCGUUGGUCGUCGUUGGGGAUUGAUUGCCUCGUCCGGUGUCUUUUCGCUCGGAGUCGCCUUUCAAACUGCUGCCACGGCGAUCCCACUGUUUCUAGCGGGACGUUUCUUUGCUGGCUUUGGUGUGGGUUUAAUCUCAGCUCUGAUCCCCCUGUACCAGUCUGAAACGGCCCCGAAAUGGAUUCGUGGGUUUAUUGUUGGCUCGUACCAGUUUGCCAUCACAGUUGGUCUUUUACUAGCCGCUGUGGUGAACAAUGCCACUCAUUCGCGUGAUGAUACUGGUUGCUACCGUAUCCCAAUCGCGGUCCAAUUCGCAUGGGCCAUUGUUCUGGUGGUUGGCAUGCUCAUCCUUCCAGAAACACCCCGCUACCUGAUCAAGAGAGACAACCACCAAGCGGCAAUCCGCAGCUUGGCCAAGCUCAGACGGCUCCCUGUAACUGAUCCCGCAUUGCUCGAUGAGCUUGCAGAGGUCCAGGCCAACCAUGAGUACGAGAUGAGUAUCGGGAGUGCUGGGUAUAUUGAGUGUUUCAAGGGCAGCCUCGGCAAACGUCUUAUGACUGGAUGCUUCCUCCAAGCUCUUCAGCAGUUGACCGGCAUCAACUUCAUCUUCUACUACGGCACUCAAUUCUUCAAGAACUCCGGGUUCAAGAACGAGUUUAUCAUCAGCUUGAUCACCAGCUGUGUCAACGUCGGCUCUACUAUUCCCGGUCUUUAUGCCAUUGACAAGUGGGGAAGACGUCCGGUCCUGCUUUGGGGAGCAAUUGGAAUGACUGUCUCUCAGCUGCUCGUUGCCGUGUUGGGAACGACUACCACCAGUCAGGAUGAACUUGGGAAUAUUAUUGUCCACAAUCAAGCUGCUCAAAAGGCCGCCAUUGCUUUCAUUUGUAUAUUUAUCUUCUUUUUCGCUGCCUCUUGGGGACCGAUCGCCUGGGUGGUGACAGGAGAAAUAUUCCCUCUCAAAGUCCGCGCCAAAUCCCUAUCCAUGACCACCGCGACCAAUUGGCUUCUCAACUGGGCUCUGAGCUUCUCAACCCCGUACCUGGUCAACUAUGGACCUGGUAAUGCCAACCUUCAAUCAAAGAUUUUCUUCAUCUGGUUUGGCUGCUGCUUCCUCUGCAUCGCGUUCGUGUACACCAUGAUCUAUGAGACGAAAGGUUUGACCUUGGAGGAGGUCGAUGAGCUCUACAGCGAGGUUACUUCGGCUAGGAAGAGUGUUUACUGGAAGCCUACUAUCACCUGGACCGAGAAGAAGAAGAAUGAGAAAUCACACGCCUUUGGUGAAGAGAAGGACGUGGGUGGAGAACACCGAGAGUUCCACGAUCCUGCACAUGCUUGA
This is a messenger RNA of Talaromyces atroroseus, 1614 nucleotides long. Its product is annotated as putative glucose transporter rco-3. The record is from RefSeq and is a predicted model, not a curated record. Gene Ontology annotation, biological process: transmembrane transport; carbohydrate transport. The transcript has 4 exons. Gene Ontology annotation, molecular function: carbohydrate:proton symporter activity. Lineage: Eukaryota; Fungi; Ascomycota; Eurotiomycetes; Eurotiales; Trichocomaceae. Gene Ontology annotation, cellular component: membrane. The coding region runs from base 1 to 1614 and encodes 537 amino acids.